Molecule: messenger RNA, 1988 nt
Organism: Ostrea edulis (European flat oyster)
Lineage: Eukaryota; Metazoa; Mollusca; Bivalvia; Ostreida; Ostreidae
Product: fibrinogen-like protein A
Exons: 6
Coding region: 107-1066 (319 amino acids)
Source: RefSeq, a predicted model, not a curated record
GUUUUAAAUUUAAAUCGCACCGUCGCAAUAGAAAUGAAUGUAAACAAUCUGGAUUUCACCGCAUAUACACAUAUUGUAUAGCAGAAUUAAAGUCUUAACCCUUAAAAUGGAUGAAGAUGUUAGACAAUGUUUUAUAGGAAUGAUUUUCGUAUUUACGUUGGGAGCUCUACACAUUUUCGACAGAUUGGAUGAAGUUUACAUGGAAGGACUAACACGGGACAAGGAGUUGUCGUCCCUUAAACAGAGAAAUGAAGACUUAGAAGUGAAAGUAGAAAUUUCAAAAAUUGAACUGUCUUCCCUAAAAACAGCAAUGGAGAAAUUAACAGAGGUAGAAACUUUGAAAGUUGAACUGUCUUCCUUAAAGACAACAACAGAAGAAUUAACAGAAGAGAUAAAAAGAAUGAAGAAUACUCCACCAGAUGUAUUUACAGGUCCAAUCAAUGUAUUUCUGAAAAGCUGUUUGGAUAUUUUGAACAAUCACCCUGGCGCUAAGGGAAAAGAUGGUGUAUAUCAGAUAUAUGUGAAUUAUCAACUUAAGUCAGUAUACUGCGACAUGAGUACCGAUGGAGGAGGCUGGACGGUCAUCCAACGGAGGAAAGAUGGAUCAACCGAUUUUUACCGGACAUGGGAUGAUUAUAAACACGGAUUUGGCGAUCCGUCUGAAGAAUACUGGAUUGGAAAUGACGCAAUUCAUGAUUUGACCAAAACGACACAGCAGGAACUCCGGAUUGACCUUCAAACAUCUGAUGACAAAUUUUAUUGCCUAUAUUCUAGAUUUGAGGUCGGUAAUGAGAUCAGCAAAUACAAACUCACGGUGGAGGGUUAUUCCGGAACAACGUGUGACAGUUUGAAAGAUUACAAUGGAAUGAAAUUCUCUACAUACGACCAGGAUAAUGACGAGGAUGAUAAAUUUAAUAUUGCGGAAUUGUGGAAGGGAGCCUGGUGGUUCAGAAAGUUUCCCUACACAAACCUGAAUGGGAAGUACGCCGGUAAAAUUAGAUGGCGCUAUUGGAGUUUUUCCGAAUCGCUUAAAGGAACGAAGAUGAUGAUAAGGUUCAAAGGUUAAAUCAAAAUACAAUGCACUGUGUAAGAGCUGACACAUUUAUUUUUCUAGAUAGAUAGAUAAAGCAAGAUACUUGAUGGCACAGGGAGAAGGAUAGAAUUAGUAUAUUCACAUGAAAAUUAGAUUAUUCUCUUAUAAUUUGAUUUGUAGCCAGAGUCUAUAGAUAGAUGUGAGAUAUCAUAAAUCGGGUGAGUUUGGCGCACUGGAUAUGUUGGUUGUUUUCGCUAAAAAUAAACGCACUAAAAUUUCUUUCCUUUGUUAAAUGAAACCGCUUCAAACUUUAAUGUGCUGAACUACUUUAUUUGAGAAAAAGUCGCCAAAUAUUCCCACCGCCAAAUUUGUACUAUAUACAGUUUAUAGUAUUGUAUAUUGAUGGUUUUGUGUAUUGUUAUUUAUUUUCCAUUUUCCUUUUAAGUUUGUAUGGGACUACUCGUAUAAUCAUGCUAUCAAGAUAAAGUUUGUAUUCUAUCAUGCGACAAAAAUCAUACAAUUGAUAGAUGUAUUUAUCAUUAUCUCUUUUAGUGGAGUAAUUAACCUUAAUUUUUGCUUGUUUUGUCUUAUUUUUCUGGGCAUCCUGUCAUCGUAAUCUAAGUGAAGAGAGGGCAUACUUGAAAGAUGUAUAACGACUUUAAAAGUAAACACCAGAUAGAAAAUUGCAUAGUGUACAGGGGGCCGUGUUUACCCUAUUCUCUUUGUAUUCUAUAUAGGAAUUAAGAGAUUGAUCUAUGUUCGUUGUCGACAACGACGUGCUUGGCAGGUUUACAAAACAUCGUGAAGGUUUUGAUUUGGUUAGUAACACUAAUGAGAGAAUACACUUUUCUGGUGAUGUGGAAUGAAAUGAAUGAUUUUGUGAAGAGUGACUAUAAUUCAUUACGGAUGUCAUAUAAUUUGCAAAUAAGAAUUGAUUAAAAAAAAUCAUGAGGUA